AUGGCCACGCAGCAAACAGGUAGCAGGAAGCGGAAAGCGCCCGCGCUCCAGGCGGGCGCCGGGAGCUCGUCGUCGCGGGACUUUGCGGCGGCAGAGGGAGAGGGGCGGCUGCUGCCCAAGAAGCAGAAGCGGCCGGCGGCACGUCGCUCGCUGGUGCACUACCUGGGAGGCCGCGAGGUGGGCGCGCCGGGCCGCGCCGGGCUGCCGGGCUUCGAGGGCGAGCUGCGCGUCUACGCGGUGCGGAGGCUGCCCGAGCUGCUGACCGAGCGCCAGCUGGCCCUAGGCACCCUCAACAAGGUGUUCGCGUCGCAGUGGCUGAACGCCAGGCAGGUGGUGUGCGGCACCAAGUGUAACACUCUCUUCGUGCUGGAUGUGCAGUCGGGACAGAUCACGCACAUCCCCUUGUUGCAGGACAGGGUGCCCGGGCUGGCCCGGGCCCAGCCGGGCUGCGGCAUCCACGCCAUCGAGCUCAAUCCUUCCAAGACGCUUCUGGCCACUGGGGGCAAAAACCCCAACAGCCUGGCCAUCUACCAGCUGCCCACCCUGGACCCUCUGUGUCUUGGCGACCGCCACGGCCACAAGGACUGGAUCUUCUCCAUCGCCUGGGUGAGUGACACCGUGGCUGUGAGUGGCUCCCGCGAUGGCACCGUGGCGCUGUGGAGGGUGGACCCCGACGUAUUCAAUGGCAACAUCGCCUGGAACAACGAUGCGGGGUUCCCCGUGUACGCCCACAUCCGUCCGAGGGACGUGAAAUUCAUCCCCAGGGCCAGCACCAACCCCAGUAACCGCAAGGUGCGGGCCCUGGCCUUCAGCGGCAAGAACCAGGAACUGGGAGCGGUGUCCCUGGACGGCUACUUCCACCUGUGGAAAGUCAGGAGCACCCUGUCCAGGCUGCUGUCCAUCAGGCUACCCUACUGCCGAGAGAACGUGUGCCUUACCUACUGCAACGAGUUGUCCCUGUAUGCGGUGGGCUCCCAGUCCCAUGUCUCCUUCCUGGAUCCUCGCCAGCGCCAGCAGAACAUCCGGCCCCUGUGCUCCCGAUAUGGCGGCACAGGCGUGCGCUCGCUGAGCUUCUACCAGAAUAUCAUCACCGUGGGCACCGGCCAUGGCUCCCUGCUCUUCUAUGACGUCCGCGCCCAGAAGUUCCUGGAGGAGAGGGCCUCGGCCAGCCCGGAUUCCUCUCCAGCGCCGGCAGGGAGGAAGCUCAAGCUCACCUGUGGCAGAGGCUGGCUCAACCGUGAUGACCUCUGGGUGAACUACUACAGAGGCAUUGGCGACUUUCCCAAUGCUCUCUACACCCACUGCUACAACUGGCCUGAGAUGAAGCUCUUCGUGGCUGGGGGACCUCUCCCUUCUGGCCUCCAUGGGAACUACGCAGGACUCUGGAGCUAA
Cynocephalus volans (Philippine flying lemur) is the source of this 1392-nucleotide messenger RNA. RefSeq names its product DDB1- and CUL4-associated factor 12-like protein 2. Lineage: Eukaryota; Metazoa; Chordata; Mammalia; Dermoptera; Cynocephalidae. The transcript has a single exon. Gene Ontology annotation, cellular component: Cul4-RING E3 ubiquitin ligase complex. Gene Ontology annotation, molecular function: protein binding. The record is from RefSeq and is a predicted model, not a curated record. Bases 1 to 1392 code for a protein of 463 amino acids.